UGUGGGUGCAGCGGUGUAGCGAGAAGGACGUGAGUAGUGCUUUUAGCGGCGAAACUGCGAACUACUGUAAAGUGCGCGCUCCGUGGCUUAGUGCAAGUUUCGUUCCAUAGUUGUUUCAUAAACAAAGGAGUGUAAAAAAAGCGAGAAAAGCAAUUAAGAUAAUAUUACUUUGCUGCUGCUUAUAUGUAAAAAACAUAGGUGCUUCGCUUGAAGACCAGCAACACAACAACUCAGCUCGAAUUGUGAGUAUAGCUUCUGUUUGGAAACCUCUUCCUUAUCUCCAGGACAUGGUGAGCAUGAUUGGUCGUUAAGGAGAAUCAUCACUUGUGGAGGGAGAGCAAGGGUCGCUGUUGUUUUGUUUCUCCACACGUCACGUCCGUCCACCGUGUAUUGGUUCCGUGUGUGACGGCCGCGUGCCCCGGAACUCCAUCUAACUGUGCUUGGCGCGAGAGGGCUGGCAGAAGAAGUGGGUCAUGUGGACAUCGACAGCGGCCUCCCCGGUGUGGGCUGUAGUCCUCGCAGCACUAGGAGCGGCAGCCACUUCGGGCGUGCCUAGCAUCAGGGACAGCCUUCCUCACCCUGUGCACGUUUACGAGGGCGAUGACGCGCUCAUCACGUGUGUCGUGCGUGACGUGGGGGACAACACCAUCAUGUGGAAGAAGGAGGACCGCGAGCGACAUAGCCUCCGAGUACUAACCGCCGGGGAGAACCGAGUCACGGCUGACAAGCGUUUCGACGUGCUGCAUGACACAGCAGUGUCGCCGGACGACCAGGUGAUGUCAGGUGGUGAUGUCUGGGUCCUAGUAAUAAAAGAUGCUAAACCCAGUGAUUCUGGCAUCUAUGUUUGUGAAGUCAAUAGCAGUCCAAUACUGAGGUCCUUUCACAAACUCAGUGUGCUGUCCAGAGCGCUGCUUCCGCCAGACAACAUGACUGACCCCAUGCUGUAUGACAGCCAGAAGGGGUCACUGGGACGCAACCACAACUACACUGACUGCUGUAUCAGUAGCAAUGUAUCUUCUUCAUGCUUCGGCUUCUGCAACAUACAGAGUAUUCUGGAAGGCAAUACAGGGCAGGACCCUGAACACUGUGAAAAGGACUUCCCAGCAAUCGUUAGGUGCAUGGCAGAUGGCAGGAACCAUGUACCAUGCUGUAUCCAAGAAGGAGUGCCUGAUAUCUGCCAAGAUGUUUGUCGUGGAGAGUACACUGUGAUCACUGACAACAUUAAGACCCACUUCUCGUGUUCAGCAUAUACUGAAGAGACACUUGCCUGCAUAGUGGAGGGCAUAGAAAUUCUUCCAAGUUCACCUGAAAACGUAGAAGUGGAAGCACUGACUGAGAAAUCACUGAAAGUGUCAUGGACCCCACCAUCACAGAAUCCAGAGACUGUCUCAGAGUAUAUUGUGAAUGUGACUAUGCUGAGAUCAUUUGAUGAGAACACAGAACUACCUGAUGACAGCUAUUCUGAUGCUGCUGACAGUUACGCUCUGGCCGCUGCAGGGCUCACCAACACUAGCAUGAGGCCCCCAACCAGCUCAAUGAAUCCACUUGGUGAUAAAAACACCAGGAUAAAGGUUCCAGGAACAUAUAACAGCACCAUAGUGAAUGACCUGAAACCAUAUACUAUGUAUGAGUUGUCUGUGACUGCACUUAACAUCCAUGGAAGCAGUUUACCAUCAUAUUCUGUCCGAACUCUAACCCUGACAUCUGGAAAAAUGAAGCCUACUGCUGUUGCACAGGCUCCAGGGCUUCCUGACAUCAAAACGUGCUGCAUCAACAAGGGCAUCUCUCAUACAACGUGUGUGGAGAAGCUGUGUGAUCCAUACUUGUCAGGUAUUGCUGAGGUGACAGAUCUCAUGAUCUGUGCUCCAUGGGCUACAACCACAUUCUCAUGUCUCACCAAUGGUGUGGACCACACAGCAUGCUGCCGAGCUCGUGGCCUGCCCGACCUUUGUCAGGAACUCUGCACGGGAAACAUCACUCAGCUUGACUUCAGCUACUUUAAAUGUUUGAAGUACAUGAGUGACUACACUAACUGUUUGCUGCAAGGGUAUGGUGUGUUACCAAGUGCCCCCACAAGAGUUCAUGUCUCCCAUAUUGAUGUUGAGUUCGCAAUUAUCAGUUGGGACAGUCCAAAUACGCUGGCUGACACUGUGCAGUAUUACAACAUUCGUUAUCGUAAAAUGGCCACUUAUGACAAUGAUUACCACACCAUUUCCAAGGUUCAUUCUCCAUUCAUUCUUGAGCACCUCUCCAGCAACACUGACUAUGAGAUAUUUGUUGAAGCUGUCAACAGCCAUGGAGUAGGAGAGCCUUCAACAAGAGUGGUCUUCAGAACCGAGAGUAAGGUGGUGGAAGAGAAGAUUGAGGAAGCCAGUUUUUAUAAUGUGACAGCAUGCUGUGUGGAAGCAGACCUGAGUGAUGUGUGCCUGCCCCUAUGUUCUUACAAUGUCAACAUGUCAGACAUUAAAGCUCUGGCAGGUGUGUGUGGAGGUGAACUUCACAAAUUGCUACGAUGUGGAGCAGGUGGAAGGAAUCAUGGUAGCUGCUGUGCCCGCCGUGGUGUGCCCAAUACCUGUCUCUCUGUCUGCUCUGGUGUAAUUUUGGACUCCCUCAUUGCAACAACUACUUCUUGCAUCCCUUUCAUUGGGAACAUUGUCCAGUGUUUCGAAGAAGGAACGGGUUUGCUUCCUGGUCCUGUUUCGGAGCUUCAUGCUACAGCUGUAACUAACACAAGUGUCACACUACAGUGGGAGGCUCCAACAGAUGGCAGUAAUGUUACUGAAUAUGAGGUCCACUACCAGCAAUUGGACAACACUUCUAUGCAUGAGACUGUCCAGAAGCUUAGACAUCAACUGAUCGUGAAUGACACAAAAGCUGAAAUUUCCGGCCUUGAGAUGGGGACCAUGUACAAUUUCUUUGUGGUGUCACGCAACAGACAUGGGACAUCUCUGCCUUCUUCAGUACUUAUUAUCAAUGUUACCCAUACAGAACUAGAUGAGAAGGGUAUCCCAGGAGUGACAUCACCGCCACAUUCACUAGCUGUUUCUAGUCACAGUGCAACAUGGGUUACCAUAACUUGGCAGCCACCAGAGUUCAGCCAGCCUGCUGAGCAGCUGUCAUACAAAUUGCACCACAAGUCCACAGCUGAUGAUGAUUAUCACAUAGUCACCACAAGUGUAACAUCACAUACAAUUGAAGGGCUCAACCCGAACACCCAAUAUAUUGUGUAUGUUACUGCCAUUUCUGAAAAGGGACCAAGCUUACCUUCAGAAACCUUAAUUGCAUGGACUGAUCCUGCAUACCCAGCAUUUGUGGAGCCUCCUACAGUCCACCCUAUCAAUUUGGUGAUGGAAGGCAGCAGCAUGACCAUCCUCUGCAUUGCCAUGGGAACACCAAUGCCAACAAUUUCUCUAUACAUAUCAGGACGACUUGUGCGCCAGGAGACAACUCGUCACAUGGUGACUGUUAUUCAUAAUGUCACUAGAGAUAUGGAUCAGAUUUCUUGCUAUGCUGACAAUGGUUAUGGAACUCCUAUGCAAGCUACAAGAAAAAUCACUAUCAGCCACCAUCCACACAUCACAGCAUCUGGCAUUACAAUGGCAGCCCAAGGGGAUUCUGUUGUGUUGGAAUGUGCAGUGGAUGCUUAUCCUGAACCCAAGAUGAUGUUCUGGCGUGACCACAGUGGCCGGGUCCCAGUAAUCCAGGGUGGCAAAUAUGAUAUCAAUGUUCAGCCAGCAAAAGAUGAGGAAGCUAAGUAUGUAAUGCAUUUGACAAUCAACAGAAUAAGUGAAGCUGAUGAAGGUGAUUAUUUUUGUCAUGCAGAGAAUGCAUUCGGAAGUAGCACACGACCAGUAUCUGUGAGGAUUCGUAAUGUGGCUGCAACAAACAAUGUAACACAGUGUUGCAUAGAGCAGAAUGUGACAGCCGCAUGUAUGGAUGCCUGCUCCUUCUAUCUUGAUAUUGAUGCAGUAAUCGAUAAACCAGAAUGUAUUAGUGACUUUGAUAAACUUAUGAAGUGUGCAGCAGAUGGCUCUGAUCAUCGCAGCUGUUGUGCACAAUGGGGAGUGCCACGUCGUUGUCUUGACUGGUGUCGGGGUGAACCUCUUCUCAACAAUAAGUUCUGUGUAUUGUCAUAUACAAAACAGAUCAUGUCCUGCUUCCACGAGGGUAGAGAUCGCUUGCCUGGACCACCACAGAAUGUCCAUGUUGAGCUGAUUGAUGCUCAUUCUGUGCGUGUGAGGUGGGAUCCACCAGUCAAGAACCCCAACACUGUUGAGAUGUACAGAGUUUUCUGGAGACCAGUAGGUUCUCGUAGUGCCAUAAAGAAUGACACUAAAGCAACAAGCCUGCGCAUCAUGGGUUUGAAGGAUGGGUCAACAUAUGAGUGCGUUAUUAAAGCAGGAAAUCAUCUAGGCACGAGCACAUUAACAGAACCUGUUCGCUUCACAACUGGUGACAAAUACAUCACAUCUGCUGCUAGCUUAGGUAAUGACAGUUCUUCUGCUGGUGUGGCUGUGGGGAUUGUUCUGGCUCUUAUCAUUGUUGCUGCUAUCAUUAUUGGUGCUAUUUGGUUUAUGCGGACAAGACACAUGCUGGGUCACAAGUCAUCUGGAGGAGUUGCAUUUGAGAAUCCCAGCUAUUUGCGUGAGGUCAACAUGGAUCAUAUACAGAUUCCUGCAAGUCAGGGAGACAGUGCGCUGGCCAACGGGACUGCCAAUGGCGUGAAUCCUGCAGGUAGCCAUGUGCAGACACAGCAGGGCUGGAAGCACGAGACCCUGCAUGUUCCAGCCCAAGCAACAGAAGUUCCUCCGUCCCUGUAUGAAGAACUGAAGCUUGGUCAGGAUGGUGCUGGCUUCAAGCGGCUCAAAUAGUAUCAGAGGUUCCGAUAUGAAUCCCGAUUCUAAGACAGCAUCGAGAAAAGGUGGAUCUGACAUGUGAUUUUUAUAAACAGUGCAGAUGCGAUAUUCAUGGACACUUCAGAUAAGUGACUGGAAUCGCAAAUUGCGUUUUAUUAAAUCAUCAUGUGUUUGUUCUUCUAAUCCUUAUAAAGACAAGUGAAGGCACUCUGGUGCCAUUUCCAUGAUUGUAGCAAAUAAAGAUAGAAUUCACCAGAAAGCAUGAAACAAGUUAAAAUCUUUUCCAUGAGUCUUUAGGCAAACCAUUUUUUGGAGUGCAUAUUAGCAAACUGUUGCUCAGUCAUGUGGCUGUGUGGAAGCAGCUACAUUAAAAUAACUGAUUUGCUAAUAUGCAUCACAAAAAUGUUAUAUGCCAUAAUUUUUUUGGGAAAGGAGCCUUACAUAGUAGCAUCACUUUUCAUGAAAAUGAAAUCACUUUGACUUAAAGAUAUAUGGCAAAAUUUUAUGAGUCAUAAUAUAUUAAACACAAUUUUAACACUUAACUCUCUCACAGUACAGGAGACAUUUUCCUGAUGAAUAAAAUUUAAUAUUUACGAAUGCAAAAAAUAUUUCUUGGGAUCUUCCACUUUUAAACAUGUCUAUAUUAAUCUACUUGUAACUUGUAUCACCUUCAAUUAAAGGAGAACAAACAAGAAGACCGUUGAUUGUAGAAUGAGGACUGUGAACCUGAGCCCUUCCCCAGGGAACAGUUAGUGCUUGAGAUGCCAUAGAUGUGUGGACCAGAAGUAAAUAUAAAUAAACUGUAUUAUGAAGUUACAAGAUGCAUAAAAGAAAAAAGAAACUGACAAAUACACACAUUUGUAGACUGCUUAGUUUUGUACAAAAAUAUAUGGAGAUGUGGUAUAUGAACCCCUCACGCCUCACUCAGUGUGCUUUAGUCCAAGUUCAUAUUAAAUGUUGUUUGAACGAAGUUUUGGAUGAGUUGCAGUAUAACAGUGACUGCAGAUGUUCACAUCUUGAAGCACAGCACUUUUAGCAAUAGAUAUAUAUACAUAUAUGUUAGCUAACCAUAAAAUAUGGUGUUAAAAUACCCAGAAUUAAUUUUCUGAUAUCUACAAUGAUUCAUUAUUACUACAGAAUUCUUGCUUUAAACAAUGAUGAUUUAUGUGGUUGUGAUUAUGGGAAGAAUACUGGCAUGAAGUGAGACUGUACGCAGCUUUGUUGAAGAAUCAUAGUUCUGUCACAUUGCAUUGUUAAUUGCUUUAGUUGAAGUGAAAGUGUUCCAACAAGAUUUGUAAAUAGUAAGGAGCAGCAUGGAGUGAUUGUUUCAAUACAGGCCACACAGAGUACCUCACAUUCUCAGCUUAGACUUAUGUUAUUUUAUUUCCAUAUGUUUAUAUUGUUUCAUGUUAAAUCCAGUACAUUCCUGUAAGUACCACAUAGUAUUAUGUUAUAUUUUUUUUCCAUUGACAUAGUGUUCUUUGUAUGAUGUACCUCUCUGAAAGUAUUAUGGCCAGAAUGACAUAUCAUUUCCAUGCAGAAUGUGUGCCUUUCAGAAUAAUAAUAAUAAUAAUAAUAAUAAUGCUGUAUAAGAACAAAAAGUGAAACUUGUAACUGAGGAAUCAGCAUUAAGUUUGCUAAUUCACAUCCGAAUCCUAUGGUAUACAAAAGACCACUUUAGAAAAUAACAGUAAAUAACAAAAAAUAAAACAUACUUUGGGACUCAAAGUAGUUGAAAUGUGAUUGUCUUGUACAUGUGUUUUUAUGUUUGGGGAAAUUAUCUUUUGUACAAUGUAGAUUAAUAGUAGAUUAAAAACAGAAACGUUGUAAAAAUUAUUGUAAAAAACAUAAAAGAAAAUAAAAAUAGUAAUUUUUCCCUAGG
Cryptotermes secundus is the source of this 6738-nucleotide messenger RNA. Its product is annotated as Ig-like and fibronectin type-III domain-containing protein 1. The transcript is spliced from 28 exons. Lineage: Eukaryota; Metazoa; Arthropoda; Insecta; Blattodea; Kalotermitidae. Gene Ontology annotation, molecular function: protein binding. The record is from RefSeq and is a predicted model, not a curated record. Bases 474 to 4871 code for a protein of 1465 amino acids.